Marchantia polymorpha subsp. ruderalis is the source of this 924-nucleotide messenger RNA. Lineage: Eukaryota; Viridiplantae; Streptophyta; Marchantiopsida; Marchantiales; Marchantiaceae. The record is from the annotation of a GenBank genome assembly.
AUGCGGAAUGAACCCGGAGCAGACGAGGGUUCACCGUCGAGACGCCCUGCGAGGGCUGCCUGGCUUGAUGACGAAGGUUCGAUGCCAGUGGCGAGGCGCUCGCUCACUGGCAGGAAGUUCAAAAGCUCAUGCGCCAUCGUCGUCGUCGACACGGGCUUCGGUGCGAGGCGCUCACUCGCUCAGAUAAUGGUGCGGACAAACCCCGAAAAGAACGAGCGCCCGAGCGAACGAAGCAAAUGGCACCACCUCCAUCUCCAUCUCCACCUCAUUGAGAUCCUCGACCCUCCCCCUCCCCUCCCCUCCCCUCCCCUCCACUCGAGUGCUCGCUCGCUCGUCCCGACGACGACGACGGCCCCAACAUCUUCUGACUUGUCGACGGCGAGCGCUCGACAGGUCGAAUGUUCCCCAUCCCCGCCCCCACCCUCCCCAUCGCUGCAGCCCCGCCGCGAGGGCUUUCAUGGCGCCCACCUGGCGGCCACGCAAGCUCCGCUCGAGAGGGCAGGGCCCCGCGGCACAAGCAAGGAAGGAAGCCCGCAACGCGAACCCGCCUCCGCAAUUUCUUUCCGUCCCUUUCCUUCCCUUCCCUUCCCUUCCCUUACCUUUCCUUUCCUUUCCUGUCCACGCGCCUUGUCUUUUCUUUCCGCGCGAUCGAUGGCGACGUCGCUAUUUUCGAAGGAUCCAAGGAGCGAAGGAGAUCUGCAACUGGGUGACGUGUUACGCAGUCCAAAAGGCCACGACGACAUUUGGGCUACGUCGUCGAUCACCACCACCAGCUUCGAAGUGCGUGGUUCAACCUUUGGUAUUUCCAGCUACGAUACCGUAUUUUUCACUUGCCCGCGGUGCCGUGUUUUACGACAUCACGCUUUAAUCGUAUCUGCAAUUUUUCUGGAUUCUCGCAUAAAUUUCACGUACAUGUACCUAUGA